Triticum turgidum subsp. durum (durum wheat) is the source of this 1200-nucleotide messenger RNA. Lineage: Eukaryota; Viridiplantae; Streptophyta; Magnoliopsida; Poales; Poaceae. The record is from the annotation of a GenBank genome assembly.
AUGGCCGACCCCUCCCACUCCUCCCCCGCCGCCGGGGACGCCCUCCUCCCGCCGCCGGCCUCGGACGCGCCGGAGGCGCCCCUCCCCGACGCGGCCGCCGAUCUGGACAAGGAGUUCGGGUUCCAGCGCGAGGAGCUCCACACGGAGAAGCUCGCCGGGACGGUGGGCUUCCACGAGCGCCACGUGUUCCUCUGCUACAAGGGCCCCGAGGAGUGGCCGUCCCACCUCGAGGCCACCGAGUCCGACCGCCUCCCCCGCCUCCUCGCCGCCGCCAUCAAGGCCCGCAAGCCCGACCUGAAGAAGAGCACCAAACUGACCAUUUGUGAAGGAGAAGAUGGCACUGAGUCAUCUCUUGGAGACGUGUUGAUCUUUCCUGAUAUGAUCCGAUACAGAGGGCUGACCCACUUUGAUGUUGACAACUUUGUUGAAGAAGUACUCGUGAAAGAUACUGAAUGGCUUCCUGGAUCUCCUGAGGCUAUAAGAGGUUCCUAUGUUUUUGUCUGCUGCCAUGGAAGCAGGGAUAAAAGGUGUGGUGUUUGCGGUCCUGCUUUGAUUACAAGGUUCAAGGAAGAGAUUGAAGCAGAAGGUCUUGAUGGUCACGUGGCUGUUAGUGCAUGCUCACAUGUGGGAGGUCAUAAGUAUGCAGGAAAUGUCAUCAUAUUCAGUCCAGAUGCUAAGGGAGAAGUGACUGGUAAUUGGUAUGGUUAUGUUGCCCCUGAUGAUGUGCCUGAGUUACUGCACAAACAAAUUGGACAAAGAGGAGCGAUUGUGGACCGUCUAUGGAGGGGUCAGUUGGGUAUGUCUGAAGAGCAGCAGAAGCAAGCUCUGGAGCUUAGGCACAUGACGAAUGGUGUGGCUGGGGAAGAAUCAAGCGCCAAAGAAUCCCCUGAAGCAAAUGGAACUGACAGUGCACCUGCAGGUGGAUGCUGCCAGGGCAAUGGAGGAGGCCUUAGCUGCUGCCAAAGUGAUCUGCCAGAAGGAAAACAGGAUGAGAGCAUUCCAGCUGAGCAGAACCUCAGGAUCUCCAAGACAGAGAGUGUCAAAGAAAGUGUUGCCGCCAGCAAGGGUCGCAUGAAGAUUUGCCGGAUGCCCACCUGGUUCGAGACCUGGGAUAGGUCCGACACCUACACCACUCUUGCUGUUGUUGGAGCUGCUGCAACGGUGUUCGUCGCUUUCAGGGCCUACAAGACCAUGAACUGA